UGUGCCAGCCGGGUCCAGAUUGCUUUGGUGAGGGCGGGGAAGUAGUGGAUGACUAGUGGAAGCGCUUGAAUAACACAAAACAACACAGCCGGAGAGCUGUGGACUCACAUGUCCGAGCCCCCGCUGCCCCACUCCCUCCCUACUUUUAUUUCAACCGCCACCAUCAUCAUCAUCAUCAUCACCGCGGGUGCCAGCUGAGGACAGUCGAGCGAACGCACGGCAGCGGACACCUGAGCGGAAAGCCGAGGUGGAGACCCGCUGGAGCUCUUCUGUCUGAGAUGAUGGACUCCUCUUCGGAUCUCUUCGAUGACUCCAAUCCACAAGUGCAUCCUUUCCCCCCGCUCUUCGCCAGCGCGGAAGCCCUGGGAGUGUUGCCGGGCGGUGGUCGACCUCCCCCGAGUGGCUUCAGACCGCUCGACUUUCCCCUCUUUCAGCAACACCUCGCCCGGUCCCGGGAAACCCCUCGCACACACGAGCCAGAAGAGAGAAGCGUGGAAGCCGGGGAAGGGUUGUCGACCGACGAGGAAUUUAAGAAGCGAGCGGGCGCCGAGUGGAGUCGGGACUUGGCGAGGGUGAAAAGGAUGAAGCUGGAGGAGGGCGGAGGAGGGAGGGAGCUCAGGAGGCGGAGGAGAGCCGAGUUGAAGGAGCAACUGGAGGAGGCCAGGGAAAGGUUGCAGGCCCUGCAGGAGAAAGUUCUUAGGGCCUUUGGGGAGAGCAACCUAGAUGAAGAAGAAGGCAAAGGGCAGGAAGAUGAGGACGUCGCAGCCGAGAGAAUGUUUGACGAUGAAGAAGAUCUCGAUGGAGAAGCUGUUGAAAACCAGCCCCUCUCUCUUAUUUAUGGCUUCAAGCAAAGAGAAGAGACACAACGAGACACAGAGAAGACAGGUAGAGGAGAUAUCAUGGAGGGAGUGGGAUUGUGGUUGGACUGGGACGGAGGAAUAAAAGACGAGGACGACGACAAGUUCGCCCAGGCCUUGAAGAUGGAGCUGGGCAGCGCUGUGGCCCGAGUCAUCGACCGCGUCCUCCGUCUGUACACCGAUACGCCCUGUUCGGAAGCUGGCGAGGGGGCGAGAGAAAGAGCCGAGGAGGAGUCCAGGGGUCCUGGAGGAAAUGAAGAAGACGCCAGGCGGGUCCAAACGACGAGCAGCUUGCCGCCUCUUGGCGUCCAGACGGCAGAUUUGGCAUUGGUCAGGCGGAAGUCACCCGAGCUUCAGAAGAUCGGCCCCCUCCUGGGACCGCCUCUGCAGAGUCACCCCGACCUUUCUCUUCAUCCCCCUCGCCCUCCUCUUCUCUUAGCCCCGGCGCCCCGAUCCAAGGACCCGCUUCCGGAGACGUCCCCGUCCUCUUUCCCUGCCCCUCCACUGGCCCUCCCGCUCCUCCAGUAUUCCAUGCAACAACUCUUCUCCCGUUCACUCCACCACCCGCAGAUGCCCCAUCUUCCCCCCUCGUCCCGCAAAGAUUUCCUCAACUCGGAGCCUUUCCUGGAGUUCCCUUCGCACCCUUCCUUUCCCCCACUCCCCCUGCUCAGUCACCUGGGACCCUCCCUUUUGCGCCACGCCCAUGCCGGCAGGGAGCGGGAAAGGGGGGUGCGCGGAGGAGGGAUGAUGGACGGAGGAGAGCUUUACCUGAGCGCAGGGGGAACUCAGGAGGGCUUAUCUCCUUGCCACUUGAAGAAAGCCAAACUGAUGUUCUUCUACGCUCGGUACCCAAGCUCCAACACACUCAAAACAUAUUUCCCUGAUGUCAAGUUUAACCGCUGCGUGACCUCCCAGAUGAUUAAAUGGUUCAGCAACUUCCGAGAGUUCUUCUACAUCCAGAUGGAGCGCUUUGCCAGGCAGGCAGUCCGCGAGGCUCUGAGCCGGGACGGUGCACCUCGCUUGGGCAGAGAUAGUCAGUUGCGAGUGGGCCGGGAUACAGAACUCUACCGUAUACUCAACAUGCACUACAAUAAAAGUAACAUCUACCAGGUCCCGGAGAGGUUUAUCGAGGUGUCCGAGGUGGCUCUGAGGGAGUUCCACUCAGCUAUAUGGACAGGCAGAGACAGCGACCCCUGCUGGAAGAAGGGAAUAUACAAAAUUAUCUGUAAACUCGACAGCGGCGUGCCAGAUGCCUUCAGACUGCCUGGUUGUCCACUCGGCUGAUGAUAAAAAGUUAGAAAUACAGUUGUGCCUUGAGAUACGAGUGACCCCUACUUUUUCCCCCCCGAUACGAACCGUUGUUUGCUAAUUUGUUUUUUUAAAUAUGAAAUACUUUCAAAGUCAACAAAACGCAUCCUCAGCAAAAACAAAACAAACAAACAAAAAACUACAGUGAUCCCUCGCUACUUCACACCUCAGCCAAUCGCGUUUUUUUUUCCCAAUUAGAACAUAAAUUAAUACAGUAUUUUAUUCAAAAAUGUUAAACUAUAUGCAUGGAUACUUGUACAGAUCAUUGUUUUAUUUUACUAGUAUAUACAUAUCUCUUAUUUAUCUCAUAAUUCUUACAUUUUCAAUGCUUAAAAACCAUUUAAUAAAAUAUAUAUAUUAGGGGUGUCAAACGAUUAAAAUUUUUAAUUGAGUUAAUUACAGCUUAAAAAUUAAUUGAUCGCAAUUAAUCGCAAUUCAAACCAUCUAUAAAAUAUGCCAUAUUUUUCUGUAAAUUAUUGUUGGAAUGGAAAGAUAAGACACAAGAUGUAUAUAUAUUGUACAUUCAACAUACGGUACAUAAGUACUGUAUUUGUUUAUUAUAACAAUAAAUCAACAAGAUGGCAUUACCAUUAUUAACAUUCUGUUAAAGUGAUUAUGGAUAGAAAGACUUGUAGUUCUUAAAAAAUAAAUGUUAGUUAAAAGUUAUAGAAAUUUUAUAUUAAAACCCCGCUUAAUGUUUUCGUUUUAAUAAAAUUUGUAAAAUUUUCAAUCAAAAAAUAAACUAGUAGCCCGCCAUUGUUGAUGUCAAUAAUUACUUACACAAUGCUCAUGGGUGCUGAAGCCUAUAAAAUCAGUCGCACCCAAGCGCCAGCAGAGGGCGAUAAAACUCAAAAAAUCUAUCUAAUCUGUUUGAGCAGGGCAUUUGUGCGUUAAUUGCGUCAAAUAUUUUAACGUGAUUAAUUUAAAAAAUGAAUUACCGCCCGUUAACGCGAUAAUUUUGACAGCCCUAAUACUGUACAUAUACACUGCUGCAUGGGCAAAAGUAUUGGCACCCCUGCAAUUCUGUCAGAGAAUGCUUUUUUCUCCCAGAAAAUGAUUGCAAUUACAAAUGGUUUGGAAGUAAUAUCUUCAUUUAUUUUGCUUGCAAUGACAAAACAUCAAAAGAGAAUGAAGAAAAAAAAUUAAAUCAUUAUCAUUUUACACAAAACUCCCAAAAUGGGCCGGACAAAAGUAUUGGCACCCUUUGAAAAAUCAUGUGACGCUUCUCUAAUUUGUGUAAUUAACAGCAACUGUUAUUUACCUGUGGCAUAUAACAGGUGAUGGCAAUAACUAAAUAACACUUGCAGCCAGUUAAAAUGGAUUAAAGUAGACUCAACCUCUGUCUUGUGUGUACCACAUUGAGCAUGUCUGAGGACUUGAGAAGCAAAAUUGUAAGGAAGCAUGUGCAAUCUCAAGGCUACAAGUCCAUCUCCAAAGACCUGAAUUUUCCUUUGUCUACCGUGCGCAGUGUCAUCAAUAAGUUUAGAGCCCACGGCUAACCUCCCUAGAUGUGGACGGAAAAGAAAAAUUGCCAAGAGAUUUCAACGAAAGAUGGCGCGAAUGGUGGAUAAAGAACCUCGACUAACAUCCAAACAAGUUCAAGCUGUCCUACAGUCCGAGGGUACAACAUUGUCAACUCGUACUAUCCCUCGGAGUCUCAGAUGAGACAAAAGUAGAGCUUUUUGGGAAAAGGCAUCAACAUAGAGUUUACAGAGGAAAAAAACAGGCCUUCAAACAGUGUUGUUUUUGGCAGCCAUUUUAAUUUUCGUCUUAGUCUGUUGGACGAUAAUACUUAUUAGUCUUAGUCAUAUUUUAGUAAAUUCAAAAUGUGUCUUCGUCUAGUUUUUCUUGAUGAAGACUUACACUAAUUUUGUCUAGUUUUAGUCGACGUUUACUCAAUAUUUUCGUCUGUAAAAGUUUCACUCCAAAAAUAAAAGGUUUCCAACUAUUUUGAAUGUACAUUGACAAACUAGCACAUAUUGUAGCAUCGACAAGCAUCUACAAAUCUAUCACGUGAUAAUACACACUCAGCAGGAAAACAUUAUUUUCAAUUCAUUAUACCCACCUGCAUGCCAUGAAUUGUAUGUAAAAAAAAAAAAAAAUGUCCGAGAGUUAAAAAGGAUGCUCGCUAUUAGUAAUAGCCUAAUGCUAACACGAAUGUGAAUGCUUUGCUAAUGCUAUGAGACCUUUAAAGGCUACAUCAAGAUAAAAAGACAAAUCCCACCACGUGUUUCUCAUAUCAAGCAAUGAGACUGGAGAAGACACCAGUGGGUAAGUUGGGGAGCGCAGCACGUUACAGGAGUGACACAACCCGACUGUGCUACGAUAUAGGCUAACUACACAUAAAAUGUCAGUCAUUGUGAACGUGACGGAAACAUGACGCAUUUUCGUCUCGUUUUAGUCUCGUCAGACGAAAACUGGCAUUCGUGUCGUUAAUGUUUUAAUCUCUCAAGACACAUUUUUAGCUAGUUAUCGUCUCAUCUUUGUCAUGAAAAAAAUUGCUCAUCGACUAAAUAUUUUCGUUAUAGUCAUUGUUGACGAAAACGACACUGCCUUCAAAGAAAAUAACACAAACAUGGUGGAGGUUCCCUGAUGUUAUGGGGUUGCUUUGCUACCUCUUGUACUGGACUGCUUGACUGUGUGCAUGGCAUUAUGAAGUCUGAAGACUACCAACAAAUUUUGCAGCAUAAUGUAGGGCCCAGUGUGAGAAAGCUGGGUCUUCCUCAGAGGUCAUGGCUCUUCCAGCAGGACAAUGACCCAAAACACUCUUCAAAAAGCCAAUACUUUUGUCCAGCCCAUUUUUGGAGUUUAUAAAAUCAUAAUGAUUCUUUUUUUAAAAAAUUCAUUAUCUUUUGUGUCUUUUCAUUGCAUUGCAAGUAAAAUAAAUGAAGAUAUUACUACCAAAACUUUUGUAAUUGCAAGGGUGCCAAUAUUUUUGGCCAUCGGGUAAGGUUGUUUUAGUUUUUUUUUAUACUUUGAACGGAAAAAACAUGUCUUUUAUGUAUGUCCCAAUUAACCGCGAAACCAAGGGAUCACUGUAUUAAGACAUGGAAUCCGUAUGUCUGUUAAUUUGCCAACCCUCUCGGUUCAAAAGGAUUGGACGUCUUACUCUUGACAAACGAGUAACACAACACAAAAACAGGUUUUCCAAUCAUUUCAUUGGUUUAGAAUACGAAAAACUCAUAUCUCAAGGCGCUGCUUUACAAAAUAGAAACAUAGAUGCAUGCAGUGAAAGCAUUCUAUCAAACAUGUAGGACUGUCGGCGCCACAUUUGACGUUUAAAACAGGACUUGUUGUUUACCAUUUUGGAUCGAAAGUAUUAUUUUGUAUCUUUGUACGUACUGUAAUACAUUUAGAAGUUAUUGGAGUAUAAUGAGGAAAUACGUCACAAAAUUGAGUAAAACAGUCUAAUGUAAAUGGUGGUAAAAUGACAUAUGAACUCUUAUGUGAAAGCAGGCUGCAGCGUUCUGUAGGAAUUUAUUGGUAUCGUAUUUUCAAGUGCAUGUUUGCUAUCUUUGUGGUUUGAAUUGUAACCCGUUGCGUUGCUUUCUAAAUGUACAGUGAGCGUAUUCUUGGAAUCUCAGGGGUAGACAAUAAGGG
Molecule: messenger RNA, 5765 nt
Organism: Corythoichthys intestinalis (scribbled pipefish)
Lineage: Eukaryota; Metazoa; Chordata; Actinopteri; Syngnathiformes; Syngnathidae
Gene: prox3
Product: prospero homeobox 3
Exons: 6
Coding region: 279-2141 (620 amino acids)
Biological process (GO): regulation of transcription by RNA polymerase II
Cellular component (GO): nucleus
Molecular function (GO): RNA polymerase II cis-regulatory region sequence-specific DNA binding; DNA-binding transcription factor activity, RNA polymerase II-specific
Source: RefSeq, a predicted model, not a curated record